AUGACAGCAACCAUUGUUCCAACAUCUCUCCUUGACAUAACCGGCACGAGUAUCGCUAACGGAUAUCGCUUUCCUAUAGACUACGCAAGUGUUGCUCAGGAAUUCGUUUCCUUCUAUUAUAACACUUUCGAUACCAAGCGAAGUGCUCUUCGAGACCUUUAUCGUCCCAAUUCGAUGUUAACCUUCGAAACAGCCUCUGUUCAAGGCACCGACGCAAUCAUAGAACGACUUACGGGCUUGCCGUUCCAAAAGGUUACACAUGUCCAGUCGACUAUCGAUGCACAGCCAACUGAGGAGGGCGGGGUUGUCGUUCUCGUGACAGGUGCCCUAAACGUUGAUGAGGAACCAAAGCCGAUGAACUACACGCAAGUCUUCCAUCUCCGUCCCAACGGGACAGGAAGCUUCUACGUCUUCAAUGACAUCUUUAAACUCGUCUAUCCCCAAUAA
Paracoccidioides lutzii Pb01 is the source of this 447-nucleotide messenger RNA. RefSeq lists its product as hypothetical. Gene Ontology annotation, biological process: protein import into nucleus. The transcript is spliced from 6 exons. The coding region runs from base 1 to 447 and encodes 148 amino acids. Gene Ontology annotation, cellular component: nuclear pore central transport channel. The record is from RefSeq and is a predicted model, not a curated record.